This is a messenger RNA of Monosiga brevicollis MX1, 2934 nucleotides long. RefSeq lists its product as uncharacterized. The transcript is spliced from 6 exons. Lineage: Eukaryota; Choanoflagellata; Craspedida; Salpingoecidae. Bases 1 to 2934 code for a protein of 977 amino acids. The record is from RefSeq and is a predicted model, not a curated record.
AUGUACGCUCAGGUCUGUGAGGUGGUUGGAUGCGCAACUGUGUCCACAAAUUCCAACCUUGUCGCUGCUGAUAAGCAUUGUAGGCCCAGUGAUCAUAGGCAAGCUCGCCGAGCCAGGUGGCGACUUCACGAGGAUCGGAAAGACGAAUCACUGGGCACGCGUACACAAAGGCCAAGUGGCGGGGGUUGCGUGCAAACAGCCACCUUGAAAAUAGAGAAGGGCAAAGAAGAGCGCAAAGAGGGCAAGCACGGCGCCGAGCGCGCCAAGGGUUUGCUUGAGGAUGGUCUAGGCCGCAUGGUUUCAGGUCUGCAUGGCCCCGUCAAGGCGCGAGUUGCGACACAACAGCAGCCGUCUGUCAGGCCGGUGGUGCCCGACAGACCAACACCUCCUACACCGAUACAAGACGAUGAGGCAUCAGCGGGCCAAGCGGAAACGAAUGCAAGCAGCACUGGACCAAACGUAGCAGCGUCAACCGGAAGCAAGAAGGCAGUAGCAAGAGGCAAGGAGGCAGGAGGCAAGGAGGCAGGAGAAGGCUGGGGGAGACACUGGCCCACCUGGCUGGCUGUCGACCCCACGGCUGCUUUCCUCGGCUUCUCCUUGCUCUUCACCACCGAAGCCCCCGCCGCCGGAUAUCUGGACAUGGACAUUGACUACUCGGGCCUCUCUUCAGUCGUCCUCCUUCCCGAAGUCGUGCCCGUUGUAGCCUACUACGACGCCCACCUUGCUGCUUGGCUGACAGUCCCCGGUCAAACUGCCAAUUUGGCCACCAAAAUCAUCACCUUUGACCUCAACGUGUCCCGCCAGUAUGCCCUCUUCAGUACACCCUUCAUUCCCGAGCCGCCCACCACCACCACAAUCACCCCCACCACCACCACCAAUCCAACUGACGCCGUGGAUCUUGCCUCCCUCGUUGGGCCCAUCAGUGAUAAUGCCACUUCGGCUAUAUCUGCCAUCGGCGGUGGCACGCUCUCCAACGAUGCUCUCGUCCACCUGGAAGCGCUUCUCAACAACCUCCUCGAUAGCGUGCCCAGUAAUGGCACGCUCAACGUUGCUACAGAUGGUCUAUUCAUCCAGGCCAUGCGCCGUGAUGCUGCAGCCGUUGGUAACCUGCUUGCCGACGCCAGCCAAGCCAACGGCACCGCCGGCCCCUCAGCCCAGUUGCCCACCGACAUGGGUACCACCCUCGCCGAGCUUGGUGUUGCUGGCGACGUCAACUUUGUCCUCGCCGCUUUUUAUGGCACCGACGCCAACACCUCGAAUACGAUCGAAGUCAGCCUGCGGCAAAGCACCGGCCCCGGUACCGGUGAAGCCCUGACCAUCCGUGAUCUUCCUUCCAACAUUCAGCUUGUCUUUUACGUGACUCUCGACAGCGCCACUCUCAACGAGACGGCCUGUCGUUUCUGGAACACGAGCAAGCCCGUCGGCAACUGUGACCCUGCUCAAGCUGGGUGCCUUGGCGCCUGGGACGACACCGGUAUCACUCUUGAGACUCUGGAGCGCAUCGACAACACAAGCAAUCUCUAUCGCGUCGUCGUCUCGACCAACCACAUGACCGCUUUCUCCGUUGGCAUUGAUUUCACCAUCGAAGCUCCCGACGUCAGCCUAAGCAACUUUGACCCCACCAAUGCCAUCUACAUCUGGAUCCUCUGGGCCAGCUUCUAUGCUUUCUGCGCCUUUAUCUAUCUGGUAUCCUUCCUGGAGCGUCGCGCCUAUGACCACUACCGCGCCGCCGUUGAUCUGGGGCUGGCUGAGGAAAGUGCCCCACCCAAGUCGGAUGCCCUGCUUGAUGUCGAACUUGCUGAAAAACCCUUCCUGGUCGGCUGCACGCACCGCUUUUUCCACAUGUUCAAAGUCAAGCAUCAGUGGGUUUCCCUCCUUUGGCCGUCCACACGCCGCGUUUAUCCCAAGCGCCACAUCAAAGUCACGGCCUUUAUGGCUACCAUCUCCAUGGCCUUUGGCAUGAUGGCCAUCUUCAAUUACACGGAGAGUCAAAAUCCGGGCGAGCACACCAACACCUGGCGCAUCACCAUCAACAACAAAAACACCUAUUUACCCCUCGAAGGCUUUUAUUCCUUCUUCAUUACCCUUCCCUUUAUGCUGGCGCUCAGCAUGUGCCUCAGCAAAUACUCGACUUACCUGGACAUCUUGCGUCGCGCUCGCCCCGAACGCUACCGCAAUCACGCCUACCUGCAGAAAAAGAUGCAACCUUACGUUGCCAUGCGCAAGAAGCAAGGCCAGGUUGCGGCAGCUCCGAACCCUCAAGUCAUGGCCACUAGCACCGACACCACCAUAUCCGUGCUCAAUUCAUGGACCACAAUUGAAGAGGAGGGGUACCGAAACGAGGAGGAUUCGGUGCAGGCCGAACCCGCGGCUGUUCAAACCAGCGCCGUGGCCAUCAACAUGCCCCAAUCGGAACCCGGAUCUGGGUCCACGCCCUCUGUCAUGUUGCAAUAUCUCGACGUGGACGGCCUCGAUGGUUCGCGAGUCGAAUCCAUCACGGCCCCCGAUUCCGCCCCUUCAGCCGCGGACAAGGAUGCGCGCACCGAUGCGCAGGUGGAGCUGUUGGAUCGAGACAUGCGACGCUACCGCUGGUACUCGUAUGCGCUGGCCAACACUCUGAUGCUGGCAGGCAUGGCACUGGCGCUCAUCUUCAUGGGCUCGACUAGUCAGGCGCUUCAGGAGCGAUAUUUGGUGGGCGUGAGCGAGUUUUUGAUUUGCACUGCCAUCAUCACCGCUCCCAUCGUAUUUCUGAUUGUGGCCAUGCACCAGCAAUAUCGCGCCCAGCGUCAGCGCGCUGGCAUGACAGAUCAGCAAUGGGCUGCCCACGUGGCCGCUAUUACUGCCGUGGCAAUGGCUGUUACAAUGACUGCCGAUAUGAUUCGGCGUGAAAUCACCCGUGCUCUCAAGGAGAACCUCAACUUUAGCUUUCUUUGA